Ramularia collo-cygni is the source of this 1938-nucleotide messenger RNA. RefSeq lists its product as uncharacterized. The transcript has 3 exons. The record is from RefSeq and is a predicted model, not a curated record. NCBI's taxonomy places the organism in Eukaryota, Fungi, Ascomycota, Dothideomycetes, Mycosphaerellales, Mycosphaerellaceae. The coding region runs from base 1 to 1938 and encodes 645 amino acids.
AUGUCGGAAACGCCUUCCAUCAGGAUCUCCGAGCACCAGCACUCGUGCUCCCAACGAUCACCCCGCUAUCCCACCUUCUCCGCCGCCGCCGCAGAUUCAAUGGCAAUCCCGAGGGCGGAAGACCCAGUGCCGCCGCCGCUGCCUCCGCCGACCCAGAUACCCGAAAUGGCUGCAGGGCAAGACCCGGGCUGGCAGUGGGGACAGGACUCGACAGACUUUGGACGGCCUGCAGCGGUAAGGCAUGGUAGCAGUCUGCUGGGAGCGAAGAGCGGGAGACAAGAUAUGGACCGUGAAUAUCCACCGUAUCAUGCCGGCGACCAUGUGCGGAGGGGGAGUUCCAUCUCCACUAUCACCGUAAACCGAGAAUACGAGGCGCAAGACGGUAGUCUGACCCCGAGCGACGAUGGCGGCAGAGCCACUGCAAAUUACAGACUUCACGGCGAACGUCAACUUGAGCAGCGGACCUUGGAGCAUUCGUCGAACAACUACGACAAGCACCUGCUUAGUCGUAUUGGCGGUCCCAACGGACCCAACACGCCCAAGCGAGCCUCAGUCUCAAGCAUUCCGGCCAGUGUACAGGAGACUGCCCAGCUUGCCCACGCCGAGAGUGAACGGUGGACUGGACAGUUGAGGCCUCUCUCAAUGCCCGAAUAUCGCCAGUCCUCUUUGGACUCGCCUGCUGCCACACGUUGGCCAUCAUCAGGCGCAAUCUCUCCCGGGUAUACCGGCUCAUUUUUCGAACACGCCCCAAACGAUCAUAGUCGCAACCACAGCAUCGCAUCACGGCACGCUAGUCUUACGUUCGAAGACAGCAUUUCGCAACGGGGCAGCUAUGACCAGGCCAUGUUCUCUCACGGGGCCACGAAUGAGGAAAGUCCCAUGAGUAAACUGCACUUGCACAACCGGAGCCCGGGCUCUGAUGAUCUUCAUGGCGUGAGGGCUGGAAUGAAGCGCCGUGCAGACUCUCCGCCCAGGGAGCCGGCCAGGGAGGAGCGGACGUCCAUCAGCAGCACCUCGGGGUUGCAUGAGAUGUAUCACCGACGGUCUAUGCAGCACCUGCCUUCUGGCCCGGUGAACAGACAUCACUCAUCAUUGUCGUCGGCCUCUUCUUACGGACCACGCCACGGUUCAUUGGGUUCUUCUCUAGGUGUCGCCAGUCUCUCUGGUAGUGCAACAAGCUAUGGGUCGGGAAGAGUCUCUCCCAGCGGUUUAUCGCCAGCAUUUGAUCCCGAGCUUAGAACGAGUAGCGCGGGGCGCACUUCUAGUAAUGGCACUCACUCGAUUCCGAGUACAGCCCAACGGGUGCUGCCGGAGGGUAAUCAGGGCGCCCAGCAAGAACAUGCCCCAGAGAGCGGGCCGCAUUCACGUACCGGCAGUGUUGGCAAUAGCCAAGGUGCACAUGCAUGUGAAUGCUGUCCCAAAAAGCCGAAGAAAUUCGACACCAUCGAGGAGUUGWGGAUGCAUGAAUCGGAGAAGCAAUACACUUGUGCAUAUUGUCCGAAUCGCUUCAAAAACAAGAACGAAGCUGAKCGACAUCAGAAUUCCCUUCAUCUCCGUCGGCAUAGUUGGAGCUGCGCCGUUCUUGCAGGUGUUGAAGCUGCAUUCCACGCAUCUCAGACUGCGAGUGGUACCGAUUUGUGUGGCUACUGCGGCGAAGAGUUUGCAAACCCACCACAAUGGGAUGUUCGCGCGGAGCAUCUCAACCAGGUCCACAAAUUCGGAGAGUGUAACCAGGCGAAGAAGUUCUUCCGCGCCGAUCACUUUCGACAACACCUGAAGCAUUCCCACCAAGGAACGUCCGGCAAAUGGACGAACCAAUUGGAGAUUGCGUGUAUGAAGGACGAACCGAUGCCAGAGAAGCGUGCGGUCAAAGGUCCUCAAGACCCACCAACGCUGGUGGUAGACACCACCGGGCUUACCUCUACGGGUAGUAGCUGA